Messenger RNA from Syngnathus typhle (broad-nosed pipefish), 7093 nucleotides. RefSeq names its product neurexin-3b-like. The coding region runs from base 581 to 5587 and encodes 1668 amino acids. The transcript has 22 exons. Lineage: Eukaryota; Metazoa; Chordata; Actinopteri; Syngnathiformes; Syngnathidae. The record is from RefSeq and is a predicted model, not a curated record.
GGAAGAGGACUGAGGGAGAGGACCGUUGCCUUCGUCGCGCUCACUUGCUCAUGAAAACCUUCACACUAACAACCGCAUUGGCUUCGAUUUCAACAACUAACGUUUGAACCUGAUGGACUUUUGCCCUGGAUUGUUUUGAUUUUCAAUUUUACGCACGCCCAGUUGCACCCGGAGCUGCACAUCUCCCUUCGGGGCAAAAAAAAAAAGUUUUCUUAAAGUCCUGGCCUGACUCACACUCCACAUCAAAUCAUGGGGCAUGGACAAACAAUGAAAGUUAUGUUCUUCAAUCCAGGAAGUCGCCGCAAAGAAAACACCCAAGAUGCACCUUUGAAUCAUUGAUCCACGUAGCACUUAACGUGGCCAUCAGAUAUUUUUUAUCUUCCAGUUGGCUUGAAGUAUAGAUUGCAUUUAUUAUCAAUAUUUAAUCAGAGAUAAAAAAAAAUCAAAAAUUUAAGCAAUGGGGAUUAUACGAUAUAUCAGAUGCAUCUUAGAAAGUUGCCCUAAGCAAAUAUUUGUGUCACUUUAAGAGGGCCUGAAUCAAGUUCAAAUCGCUUCCAGGGACUUUCCGUUAUUCCCUACAAUGAAUCCAAACAGUCGCCCUGGGAAAGUUCUCCUUCUGCUAAGUUCUGUGCUGGCCCUGAGUGUGGGAUUAGAGUUUACUGGCUCUGAAGGUCAGUGGGCUCGAUACCUACGCUGGGAUGCCAGCUCUAGAAGCGACCUGACCUUCCAAUUCAAGACCUCCCAAUCAGAAGGCCUCAUGCUUUACUUUGACGACGGCGGAUAUUGCGACUUCUUACUCCUCACUCUAUCCGAGGGCAGGAUGAAUCUUCGCUUCAGCAUCGACUGCGCCGAAACCACCAUCACGUCCGCUAAAAUGGUCAACGACAGCCGCUGGCACUUUGCCGCUAUCAACAGACACAAUUUGCGGACCGGCUUGUCCGUGGACGGCCAGACCAAGACGGCGGAGGUGCGGCCUCAGCGGCAGUUCAUGAAGAUCAUAAGCGACCUAUUCCUCGGUGGACUUCCAGGAGACAUCCGCACGUCUGCCAUUACCUUGCCCUCCGUCCGUGAGCUAAAACCAUUCAAGGGGAUCAUCACCGACCUUAUCUACGGAAGUAAACUUCCCGCACUCAUCAACAGUCAGAAAGUCCGUUUAGAGAUGUUAGGCCUUUGCACAGAGAACCCUUGCGAGAAUGGAGGAAUCUGCUCACUGGCAGAUGGAGAAACCUACUGUGAUUGCUCCAGGACUGGAUUUGUUGGACCAUACUGCACUGAAGCAGUCCAUAGAACACCAGGCCUCGCACACCUGAAGGCAGAGCAAGCGAGGGAAGAAAAUGUGGCUACCUUCCGGGGCUCUGAGUACUUCUGUUACGACCUGUCGCAGAACCCAAUCCAGAGCAGCAGCGAUGAGAUCACGUUGUCCUUCAAGACGUGGCAGCGCAACGGCCUUUUGCUCCAUACGGGGAAAUCAGCAGACUAUGUCAAUCUGGCGCUUAAAGAUGGCGCCGUUUCCCUCGUCAUCAAUCUGGGUUCCGGGGCCUUUGAGGCCAUCGUGGAGCCCGUCAAUGGAAAAUUCAACGACAACGCCUGGCACGAUAUCAAAGUCACACGCAACCUGAGACAGCAAUCAGGCAUUGGACACGCUAUGGUAAACAAACUACAUUGUCUGGUGACAAUAUCCGUGGAUGGGAUCCUCACCACUACUGGCUACACCCAAGAAGACUACACCAUGCUGGGUUCUGACGAUUUCUUCUAUGUGGGUGGGAGCCCCAGCACUGCCGACCUUCCUGGAUCUCCAGUUAGCAACAAUUUCAUGGGCUGCCUCAAAGAGGUGGUGUACAAAAACAAUGACAUCCGGUUGGAACUUUCCCGCCUGGCUCGGAUUGUAGACCCAAAGAUGAAACUUCAAGGCGAUGUGGUGUUUAAGUGUGAAAACGUCCCGACCCUUGACCCCAUCAACUUCGAGACACCCGACUCCUACCUGGCCUUGCCAAAAUGGAACACCAAACGGGUCGGCUCGAUCUCCUUUGACUUCCGAACCUCCGAGCCUAACGGCUUAAUACUUUUCACCCACGGCAAACCUCAAGAGCGACGUGAUAUCAAAUCCCAGAAGACCAAUAAAGUGGACUUCUUUGCCGUCGAGCUUCUGGAUGGGGUUCUCUACCUCGUGCUGGACAUGGGUUCUGGUACCAUCAAGGUGAAAGCGACACAGGCAAAAGUGAAUGAAGGAAGCUGGCAUCAUGUGGACAUCCAAAGAGACGGCCGCUCAGGUAUCAUCUCUGUAAACACCCGGCGGACACCUUUCACAUCCGGUGGAGAAAAUGAAAUCUUAGACCUGGAGGGAGAUCUUUAUCUGGGUGGGCUUCCUGACACCCGUGCAGGUUUGGUACUCCCAACUGAGCUCUGGACGGCGAUGCUAAACUACGGCUACGUGGGCUGCAUUCGGGAUCUUUUUAUCGAUGGACGAAGCAAAGAUAUUCGACAGAUCGCCGUAUCCCAGAACGCGACUGGUAUUAAGUCGUCUUGUAGUAAAUUGAUGGGGAAGCAGUGCGACAGCAACCCUUGCAAGAACAGCGGGGCGUGUAAGGAGGGAUGGAACCGCUUCAUAUGUGACUGCACUGAAACAGGCUUCUGGGACAGCACUUGUGAAAGAGAGUCAUCCAUCCUUUCCUAUGAUGGCAGCAUGUACAUGAAGGUGGUGAUCCCAAAUGUGGUGCACACAGAAGCGGAGGAUGUCUCACUUCGCUUCAUGUCCCAAAGGGCGUUCGGUCUGCUCAUGGCAGCCACAUCUCGCGAGUCAGCAGACACCUUACGACUGGAGUUGGAGAGCGGAAGGGUCAAACUGACGGUCAACUUAGACUGUGUCAGGAUAAACUGUAACACCAGCAAAGGUCCUGAGGCUCUUUAUGCUGGACAAAAGCUCAACGACAACGAGUGGCACUCGGUGCGAGUUGCCCGUCGGGGUAAAUUCAUCAAGCUCAUUGUGGAUGACGACAUGGCCGAAGGCCUGAUGGUAGGCGAUCACACCCGUCUCGAGUUCAACAAUGUGGAGACGGGCAUCCUUACCGAGAGGCGCUUUGUGUCCUCCGCGCCGUCUUCAUUUAUAGGACACCUCCAGGGCCUCAAAUUCAACGGUAUGCAGUACAUCGACAUGUGCAAGAACGGCGACAUUGACUUCUGCGAACUCAACGCCCGUUUUGGCAUGCGCUUCAUCAUUGCCGACCCGGUGACUUUCAAGACCAAGGGCAGUUACCUGGGCUUGGCCACUCUGCAGGCUUACAGCACAAUGCACCUCUUCUUUCAAUUCAAAACCACCUCUCCCGAUGGCUUCAUCCUCUUUAACAGCGGCGACGGGAGCGACUUUAUUGCUGUCGAACUGGUCAAAGGGUUCAUCCACUAUGUGUUUGAUCUUGGGAAUGGCCCGAGUCUCUUAAAGGGCAACAGCGACAACUCGCUGAAUGAUAACCAGUGGCAUAACGUGGUGAUCACACGAGAUGCUUCCAAUACGCACACACUCAAAGUGGACGCCAAGUCGGUCACGCAGAAUGUCAACGGAGCAAAGAACCUUGAUUUGAAAGGUGAUCUGUUUGUCGGAGGUCUGGGACCUAACAUGUAUCAGAACCUCCCCAAGCUGGUGGUUUCUCGUGAAGGCUUCCAGGGUUGUUUGGCCUCAGUUGACCUCAACGGCCGCCUGCCGGAUCUCAUCAACGAUGCCCUUUUCCGUAGUGGGCAGAUUGAACGGGGCUGUGAAGGCCCGAGCACCACCUGCCAGGAGGACUCCUGUGCCAACAUGGGUGUGUGCAUCCAACAGUGGGAGAACUUCACUUGCGACUGCUCCAUGACUUCUUAUUCAGGGACUCAUUGCAAUGACCCUGGCACCACCUACAUCUUCGGCAAAGGAGGAGGUCUGAUCACAUACACGUGGCCUAAUAACGAAAGACCCAGCACGCGGACAGACCGGCUGGCCGUUGGUUUUAGCACCACCAUCAAAGAUGGCAUCCUCGUUCGCAUCGACAGUGCCCCGCGGCUGGGUGACUACAUCAUGCUCCACAUCGAGCAAGGGAAAGUCGGUGUGACCUUCAACAUUGGGACGGUGGACAUCAGUGUUAAGGAGCUUACGACAGCGGUAAAUGAUGGCAAAUACCAUUUGGUUCGAUUCACCAGGAAUGGAGGAAAUGCCACAUUACAGGUGGACAACUGGCCAAUCAAUGAGCACUUUCCUUCAGGGCGGCAACUCACUAUCUUCAACACCCAAGCAACUAUUUCCAUUGGUGGAAACGAUCGCAAGCGACCCUACCAGGGUCAGCUUUCAGGCCUCUAUUACAAUGGCCUGAAGGUUCUCAACAUGGCCGCCGAAGGCCACGUCAAUAUCAAGGUGAACGGCAGCGUUCGCCUGGUGGGAGAUGUCCCGGCCAGUAGGGGCGGGGCACGCACGACCACCUCGGUACCCCCCGAGAUGUCCACGACCUUUAUCGAGACCACCACCACCCUGUCCACGACCACCACUCGCAAACAACGCUCGCCACCCACUAUUCAGACAACAGAUGACAUAGUUUCAUCAGCCGAAUGCUCUAGUGAUGACGAGGAUCUGGAAGAGUGCGAUUCCGGACACACAGGAGGGGAGCUAGUCAUCCCCAUUUUAAUGGAGGAUCCCAUAGACAUCCCUUCUGUAUCCACCCGUUCUUCUUUCAUCUCCCUUCCCCCAACCCUCCACCCCCUCCUCACCAUUAUCGAGACCACCAAAGAAUCCUUGGCCAUGGCCACCGAGGCGGGGGUACCUUGCUUGUCGGACCGAGGCGGCGAUGAUUGUGAUGAUGUUGGUGAUGAUGAUGAUGAUGAUGGCAUGGUGAUUUCGGGGUUUGGCUCUGGCGAAGCAUUCGACUCUAGCCUGCCCCCGACUGACGAUGAAGAUUUUGACAACACCUUCUCCCUGGUAACAGAUAAGCUCUUGACCACAUCAACCUAUGAAGGCGGCUACAAAGCCCUCGCACCCAAGUGGGAGGCCAAGGACUUGAGGCCUAGCAAAGCCUCUGAGGCAGGUAGGACUACACCCACCUUGCCUCUACCCAACCCCCGGGGCACGCCAGCUGCGGCGGCCCCCUCGGCCAUACUUCCCAAGCUGCCCGCUGGGAAAAUGAACAACCGCGAGGUCAAACCCCCGCAGCCGGACAUAGUCCUGCUGCCCCUCCCCACAUCUUUGGAUUCGGACGGCACCAAGCCGCGGGGUCCUUACAUCACCUCGCCCAUGCUGCGCACGGUGCCCGCCGCCUUACCCACAGUGCCCGGCGUGGUGCGGCGAGUCCCGCCUGGGGCCUCGGAGGUCAUACGGGAAUCCAGUAGCACCACGGGCAUGGUGGUGGGCAUUGUCUCAGCUGCCGCCCUCUGCAUCCUCAUCCUCCUCUACGCCAUGUACAAGUACAGAAACAGGGACGAGGGGUCCUACCAGGUGGACGAGACGCGCAACUACAUCAGCAACUCGGCGCAAACCAACGGCGCCGUGGUGAAAGAUAAAGCGCCUAGCGGCGGCGCCAAAAGCAGCACCGCCAACAAGAGACCCAAAGACAAGGACAAGGAAUAUUAUGUAUAGAAUCCAAGUCAUUUCCCAACAAACUGUUAGAAACAAAUAUAGAAACAUUUUGACAGUACCAUAUUGGCAACUGUGAUCUCUUUGGAACUCUUUCCGAGUCGCUGGAACAUUUCCGCAAGAAAAGCAACAAAUAAGACUUGACAUGUGAAAGCACACUUACGAGUGUAAGAGUUCUGGAGAUGCACAUUUUAACUGGGACUCCACGUGGAUCUUUUAAAGGAGUUCCAGAGACUAUCGGAAGCGUGGGAAUCCACAGGACCCCGAAAAAAUCGGAGGUUUACGUGCGUGCGUUUGAUCCAUCGGAGUACUAAUGACCCCCGACCUUGUCUGUUGUAACCUUGUAAAAUACAAUCACUGUCAUUUGGGCCAUUGGGAGCUUGCAUGUGAGGUGUACGUGAUUGGUGCUGGCAUUUGUUGUCGGGGCGGGAUUUCAAGGUUGCGGGAAAGACGCAGUUUGAGGAUUCGUAGCUUUCAUGGACGUGGUUGAAGUGCAAAAUUUACGUCUUUUUUUUAAAUUUUAUUUUCAUUAUUGUAAGCAUUGGUUGUUGAAAGAUGGCAGCACACAAACACUGUGACCACCCAGUAGGAUGUGAUACAUCACUUCAUCUCAUGUUUUCCCUCAUAUUUUGAAAUACUGAAGUCAUUAUCUGAAAUUAUGUUAAGUAUAUCGCUGAUGAAUUCGUCCAAAAAGCUAAUUUGAUAUUUUAUUACAGAUGUUCUUUGCUGGUGUAUUUAGUGUUCUGUUUUUGUUUUUUUUCUACGUUUGUUUUGUUUGAAUUCACAACUGUAGCAAGAGUGAAGAUCUUUUGCCAGCACUGCCUGGAGAUAAAAUGAUCAAGGAUUUUUUUUUUAUGGUCAAAUAUUAAAUAAGAUUGGUUUUUCUUAGUGGAUUUUUGACUGUGCUGAAACUGUCACUCCGUGGACUAAUAACUGUUUUGAUGAUUUUCAUGGUAUAUAUGGAUUGAUUGAUUUUUUAGCAACAAUUGAAAAAUGCUGAAAAGAGGAAUAAAAUAGAGAUGAUGACGAUGAUGAUUUUCUUCUAUUGGGUUUGGAGAAGAAUUGCCAGCACCUUAACUUUCAGUUUCAUUUCUUCCUUGGUUUCUAACUGUGACACCUUUUUUGUCAGCUCAGCAUUUUGUAUUUGAUUUUCUUCUGUUGUUGUUGUAGCAGCCUAAUUUCAUGUAUUGUUUCUGCGAUAUUAUUAUUUUUGAUUUGUUACCAUUCCGUUACUUAUCGCUAAACCGUUCUUGUUUAUUUUCAAAUCGGUCAACUUUCACUCUGAUGUUUUUUGUGUUAGUACUUGACUCGUCUUCUGCUCCUCUGACUCCGAACCUUGAAAUUAAAAAGAAAAAUGUUGUUCCCAAACUUUUUCAAUUGUGUGUGCGCCUGUGAUAGUCUCAUUCGAGAGGGGAGAUAAAGGUGUGCAGAUAUCGUCUCCGCCAGCGACUAUUCACCAAAACACAUUUUCUCAACCACUUUCCAACACUUCAAUGGAUUCUUUUUAGA